AUGGCGACUUCAUUUAAGCAACAAGUCUCCCAUCAAAAGAAGCCAAAAGCAUCUACCAAUGCCAGCACGCAUAAGCUACGUAGCAAGCUGAAGCCUGUAUACGAACACAACCAUGCCAUACAGGAGCCAUGCAGUAAGCCUGGAAGAAACGAAGAUCCUCUUCCUCACCCCAUCGUACCCAAGCAAGACCUUCACCCCACUCAGUCUCCCCGUAACGGCGUUCGCGGAGGCAUACUCCCAUCCAACCUCAACCACAUCAACCAUCGCCGUCACAUUCACUCCGAAAAAGUCGAUAACAGCUACCCCCUCCGAAAAGGCUACAGCGCCGCAGACCCGCGCCGCAAAUGGGGAAAGGCCAAGAAGCCCGCUGUCAAACCAGAUGUUGUACGUCCAUACAAGAAGACUGCCCCUAUGCAACUCCAGAAGUGCUUUAGUGUGAGCUAUGAAUGCUGUCAAUGCAACAAUGGUACGGUGAUCAGGCGAACGGCACACAACCCGGAUCGGGCCUACCAGUGUGAAGCUAUACGUGCGGUUGGACAAUGUGGUCAUAGAUGGUGUCCGAAGUGUCCUGUUAUUCGGGAGGAGUGGGUGGAGGAUGUGCUUGAGAAGGGGGACAAGGGUGGGAAGAGGAGCCAUGAUCGAGGGCCUAGGCCCAAGUACGUGAUGCCCGCAGCUACUGAGUGA
Molecule: messenger RNA, 684 nt
Organism: Alternaria infectoria
Lineage: Eukaryota; Fungi; Ascomycota; Dothideomycetes; Pleosporales; Pleosporaceae
Exons: 1
Coding region: 1-684 (227 amino acids)
Source: RefSeq, a predicted model, not a curated record